Medicago truncatula (barrel medic) is the source of this 1017-nucleotide messenger RNA. Its product is annotated as non-classical arabinogalactan protein 30. Lineage: Eukaryota; Viridiplantae; Streptophyta; Magnoliopsida; Fabales; Fabaceae. The coding region runs from base 42 to 875 and encodes 277 amino acids. The transcript is spliced from 2 exons. Gene Ontology annotation, cellular component: cell periphery. The record is from RefSeq and is a predicted model, not a curated record.
UUCCUCUCUCUUUCUAGCUUACUUUCUCUCACUAAGAGAAAAUGGUUAAGUUCUUAGCAAUGUUGCUACUCUUACUCCAAUUAAUUUCUUUCAAUGUAUUUGGUGAAGAACUUGAAUCCCUUCACGAACCAACACCACUUCAUCCAUCGGCUAACGCCCCUCUCCACCAUCGUCACAACCACAAUCUCUCACCGACCACUGCUCACACUCCUUUACACCCUUCUCACCCUGCUAAACCUCCAACCCGUCACCACCACCAACACCCUCCUGCUCAUGCCCCUCUUCAACCUUCAUCCCAUCAACACCCUCCUUCUCAUGCCCCUAUUCAUCAUCACCAACCUCGUCACCCUGUUAAACCUCCAACCCAUCACCACCAUCAACACCCUCCUGCUCAUGCCCCUGUUCAACCUCCAACCCAUCGUCAUCAUCACCACCCUCCUGCCCAUCCCCCUGUUCAUCAACAACAUCCUCCGGCUCAUGCCCCUGCCCAAAUAGCUGUUGAAGGUGUUGUUUAUGUCAAAUCAUGCAAGCAUGCUGGAGUUGACACCCUUUCGAAUGCUACAUCUCUUAAUGGUGUUGAAGGUGCCGUUGUGAAGCUCCAAUGCAACAACACCAAACACAAUGUGGUUCGAAAAGGCAAGACCGAUAAGAACGGUUAUUUCUAUAUCAAAGGUCCAAAGGACAUCUCAAUUUUUGCAGUUCACAAGUGUAAUGUUGUAUUGGUUAGUGCACCAAAUGGAUUAAAGCCCUCAAAUAUUAAUGGUGGUAUCACCGGUGCUCGUAUUAAGCACAAGAAAUCAUUUGUGUCUAAGGCUCACAAUCUCAUUCUCUACAAUGUCAAACCUCUUGCAUUUGAGCCCAAAUGCACUAAUUAAGAAAAUUAGAGUUUAAAAAAGUGAAUUUAUAUAUAUUGCUCUUUUGGUAAUAGGAGCUUUCAUUCCAAGUUCGUAAUAGAUGGUUCUUGUAAGAAUUCAACAAUAAAAAAAAUGUUUUAUGGUUUUCAUUUAAUUUGCUUAC